AUGGCCACGAGCGUCGACCAGGCCGCCGCCGCCGCGGCGGCCCAAGGCAUGUACAUCGACAAGCAGCAGUACGAGGCCAUGGAGCAGAAGCUCUACAAGGCCGUCGAGUGCAAAUUGGAACAAAGCGGCGUCAUGGCCGCCCUUAAAGCUCAGUUGCGGGCCGACAUCUUCGCGGCCAUGGUGGAACCCUCUCCCGGUGAACAGGCAUCGACCGCAGAGAGGUGUCGAAAGCUGCCGCACGGUAACGAAGCGCUGGGACUCGUCGUCGACUACCUCGCGUCCGUCGGCCUGACGCGUGUCCUUUGUGUUUUGGCGCCGGACAUCGGUUUGAGUGAUGAAAGGGUGCACCCUGACCAAGUUUUGGCGCCGGCGACGCGGUCGAAGUUGCGGGACAACGUCGGCCUACCGGCAGUGCCGUCCAAGAUUCCGCUGCUCUGCGAGCUCCUCGAGCACGGGGCACAGCCGGUGCCGAAGCUCGACCCUUCUAUGUCUUUGUCGUCGUCGAUGCCGCUGCCCGCGUCCACCGCCGCCAAACUCGAGGCCGCGCGCGCCGCCGCUCUACAACAUGUGCAGCAGGCCGAGGACUCCUAUUCCGCGUCGGCCUCCUUCGAGGAGGCGUCCAUAAGUCCGCGGGCGUCCUACGGCGACGCGUCCUUCGAGUCGGAGUCGCCGCGCGCGUCGCCGCGGACGCUGUCGCCGCGCGUGUCGCCCUCACCAUCACCCGAGCCGGCGGCGCUGCGGCCGCGGCCCGACGACAGCGAUGCGUCGAUCGUGGACGAGGUCGAGGUCGCGAGCGCGUCCGAGGACUCCAUGUUCGGUGGUGGGGGCCUCGGCGGCGGCGCCGGCGUCCGUGGGUCCGAGGACUCGAUGUUCGGUGGUGAUGCGGACGCUGCGGCACCGGCGCGCGGCGCGGUGGACGCGUCCGAGGACUCCAUGUUUGGCGCGGCCGGCGCGGCGCCGGUGCGCGGCGGUGCGGACAGCACGGCCGCCGCGCCGCCCCGGCCGCGCGCGGACGACCAGAGCGAGUCCGCCUCGGCCAGCGACAGCUCGGGGGACGUCAGCUUCGCGGACGACGACAGCGCGGACGCGGCCCCGGCGCCCGCGCGGCGCCCGCAGACCAUCGACGCGCUCUUCGACUCGGACGGCUCCGACGCCGCGCCGGAGCGCCCGCCGCCGCCGCCGCCGCCCCGGCGCACGUUUCCGCCGCCGGCCGCGCCGCCGCGCCCUCCCCCGGCCGCCUCGUCGUCGGCGUUCCCGACGCUCCCGGGUAUGGUCGCCGCGCCCGCGGCGGACGACGGCGACGACCCCUUCCCCGGGCUCGCGCCGGGGCCGGACGAGGACGACAACGUGUCGUCGCGGACCGGCGCCUCGUCGCGGACGGGCACGACGGCGACGACGGCGGCGGCGCGGCACGACGACGUGUUCUAA
Molecule: messenger RNA, 1428 nt
Organism: Pelagomonas calceolata
Lineage: Eukaryota; Pelagophyceae; Pelagomonadales; Pelagomonadaceae
Source: the annotation of a GenBank genome assembly